CUCCCUCUGCAGGCCCCUCCCCUGUCCUCCCCUCUGCUCUGUGGAUCAAGUUCUGCUUCCUGCAGAGCCCAGCCUUGGGCCCUCUCAGUCUAGCGCUGUGGAGUCCUGCUCCCCAGGCCUCCGUGGGCCCAAAGGGCACUUACCUGGGGACUGGAGACAAAGACUUCCUGCGAGCUGACAGCCCUGCUAACCCCUCCUCACUGGCUCCUGCCGCACUUUCUCUUUCUCUUUCUCACAACGAGGCGGCAGGAAGGCCAAGUGCUGAAGCUGGUCCUGCUGGCAGGGGUCCCGGGACAGCGGCCAGGGAAUGAGGGGUCCUGAGGAGGGACAUGGAGCCUCCGCGAGGCUGGGGGCCGCCGCCCUGGAGCCCAGCACCCAAGGCUGACGCCCUGAGCCUGGCUUUGUGUCUCCUCCUCCUGGGGUCCCCCCGCUACACCUUGGCAAUGCCCCUGUGCAAAGAGGAGGAGUAUCCAGCAGGGGACGAGUGCUGCCCCAAAUGCAGUCCAGGUUACCGGGUGAAGCAGGCCUGUGAGGAGCAGACUGGCACAUUGUGUGCUCCCUGCACGCCAGGGACCUACACGGCCCACCUCAACGGCCUGAGCGAGUGUCUGCCGUGCCGAGUCUGUGACGCAGAGUGCUCACCACCGCCUGUGCUGCCCUUGCUGCUGCUCUCAGCUCUUUCUCUUGGAUCCCAGCCAUGGGCCUGGUGGUCAGGCGGCAGUGCUCGAGCACAGAAAACACCGAGUGUGGCUGCGACCAAGGCCACUUCUGUGUCAGCGAGGAGGGGGACGACUGUGUCGAGUGCCGGCCCCAUGCUGCCUGCAGACCGGGCCAGAGGGUGCAGGAGAGAGCCGUCUCCUUUCUCAGGCACCGAGUGGCAGGACACGGUGUGUGAAGACUGCCAGCCUGGGACCUUCUCUCCCAAUGGGACCCUGGGGGAGUGCCAGCCCUGGACCAAAUGCAGUGGCCCCUUUGAGACGGAAGUGAAACCUGGGACCAGCAGCACAGAUGUCACAUGUUCCUCCCGGGGCCUCAGCAUUUUUGUGGGCGUUCUCGUCGGGUUUGUGUUUUGUGGCCUCGUAGUCUUCGGGAUACGGAUGAAAAUCAGAAGGGCGGCUGAGGGACCCGCUCGGGUGAGAGUCUUCUCUCAGUGGAAACGGCGGCGUGCGGAAUGGGAAGUCACAGCUGCCCAGGCCCAGCAACUCAUGCCGGAUGUCACCACGGUGGCUGUGGAGGAGACAGCAUCCAUGUUCACUGAGAGGGACCAACAUGCUGGCCAACAGCCGCAGGUGCAGCCGUCUGAGAAAUCUCAGACUGCGCCUGCUGAAAGCUGCCAGGCCCUCAAGGGCUGAACGUGGGGACCAGGAGAGCCAACGGGACCCACUCCGGGGCUUGCUUCAGACUCUGUCCAGCAGAGGGAGAGACAGGCCACUGCUCAGGGGGCUUUAUGGACCCCACACACCUCCCCACCAAUCACAUUCGUGUCCUGAGCCCUCCACUCACCCCUGUGCUGACCCCGCGCUGACCCC
This is a messenger RNA of Diceros bicornis minor, 1529 nucleotides long. RefSeq names its product TNF receptor superfamily member 14 (gene TNFRSF14). Gene Ontology annotation, cellular component: membrane; external side of plasma membrane. The record is from RefSeq and is a predicted model, not a curated record. Gene Ontology annotation, biological process: positive regulation of T cell migration; defense response to Gram-negative bacterium; signal transduction. The coding region runs from base 330 to 1352 and encodes 340 amino acids. Gene Ontology annotation, molecular function: protein binding; transmembrane signaling receptor activity. The transcript is spliced from 8 exons. NCBI's taxonomy places the organism in Eukaryota, Metazoa, Chordata, Mammalia, Perissodactyla, Rhinocerotidae.